Messenger RNA from Emiliania huxleyi CCMP1516, 3237 nucleotides. RefSeq lists its product as hypothetical. The record is from RefSeq and is a predicted model, not a curated record. Lineage: Eukaryota; Haptophyta; Isochrysidales; Noelaerhabdaceae. The transcript is spliced from 3 exons. Gene Ontology annotation, biological process: DIM/DIP cell wall layer assembly; fatty acid biosynthetic process. Bases 1 to 3237 code for a protein of 1078 amino acids. Gene Ontology annotation, molecular function: fatty acid synthase activity; oxidoreductase activity. Gene Ontology annotation, cellular component: cytoplasm; plasma membrane.
AUGUACGGUGCAGUCUCCUCCUUUGGCUACAGCGGCACCAUCGUCCACGCCGUCCUCUCGCAGCGCUUCUCGUGGCAGGACGAGCUGCACCCGCUGGCGCAGCAGCCGGGCCGCGCCGGCGAGGCCCACCUCUUCCGCUCGCCGGCCCGGGGCCGGCUAGUUGCCCUCAUGGCCGACCACGUCGUGCAAGGCCGCGUCAUCUUCCCCGCGGCCGGCUACCUCGAGCUGGCGCGGGCCGCAUGCCAGGCGAGCACGCUUUACGCGGGCAGCCGUGCGUGCCAUCUGCGCCGCGUCCUCUUCAUGCAGCCCUGCGUGGUGGAGCCGGCUGCCGACCAGCACAUCGAGUGCGAGGUGUCGGGUGCGCUCGACAGUCUUGAGAUUCGCAGCGGCGCGGGCGCCGCCCUCGCCGAGCGGAUGCGCGCGUGCUGCCCGCACGCCGCCGAUGCAGCUCGGAUCUACGGCGACUUCCGCGCCGUUGGGCUCGAGUACGGCCGCGCCUUCCAGACGCUCGCUCAGGGCUGGGCGUCGGCUCUCUCGGGCACGGCGAUCGCGUCUCUGCGCCCCCGACGCAAGGCGUGCCUCGAGGGCACUCUCCUCCACCCCGCGGACCUUGACGGCGCGCUGCAGGCCUCGAUUCUGAUGGAGCGCGAGCGCUCGAGCGAGACUCGACUCCCCUUCUCGGUGGCAGAGGCGGCGCUCAGCGGCUUGCACGGCAACAUGGUCGCGAUGCUGAGCCGGCGAGGCGCCUCCACGGCUGACGUCGUCCUGUCUGGCCUCGGGAAGGCGACGAGGCUCGACCACUUCGAGAGCCGUGUGCUCAAGAAGGGCGCCGCCGGCAAGGCUGCCUCGGCCGCCGGCAAGGCUGCCCCGGCCGCCGACUGGUCCUACGCGUGCGAGUGGGCUCCGGUGGCCUCCGCCGCGGCCGAUCCGAGCCAGGAGGCCCGCGUCUUGCUCGUGGGCGACCGGCGCGGCACGCUGGCCGCGGCGCUCGGGCGGAGCAUCGCUCGGCGCGCGGAGAGCGGGUCCGCCUCGGAGCUGCGCGAGGCCGGCGCUCUCGAUGGCGUCGUCCUCGUCGCGCCGCCCCGGGCUGCGGCCGCGCUGGGCAGCAUCGCGUCGGCGCUGACCAUCGUGCAGUGGCAGAUGGACCUGCCCGCCGCUGUGCCGGUGUGGGUCUGCACGCACCUGACCCAGCCCGUCGCCUCCGUGCGGCGGAGCUCGAGCGAGCACGCCGGUCUGUGGGGAUUUGCGCGUGCGUGUCUGCAAGAGGCAGCCGGGCUGCCGCUGUACAACCUGGACCUCGACUUCGGGUGCGCGCAGUCGCUGCGUGGCGCGGCCGAGCUCGUGCGCUCGCGCGCGCUGGCAUCCGAGGACGGGUUCGUCCACGGCUUGCGAGUGGGACCCGCCGCCGAGAACGAGGCCGCGCUCCGCGGCGGCUCGAUGCACGUUCGCCGGCUGACCUUGCGGAGAUCGCCGGCGGCGUUGCAGUCGAUCGUCCUGACUUGCGAGCCCCGCGGCUCAUUCGCGAACCUCAAGCUCGAGCCUCGGGGCGACCACUCGUCCCGCGAUGGCAACGAGGUGGCGCCCACCGAGGUCAGCAUCGCCGUGCAUGCGGUCGGCCUCAACUUCCGGGAUGUCCUGGAUGCGUUGGGUGAACUUCCGUCGGAGUACCUUGGCACGCUUGGUUCCGACUGCGCUGGCAUGGUGGAGCACGCGGGCUCGCAGGUCGCUCACAUUGCUCAGCGCGACGCUUGCUUCGGUCAGGCGAAGAAUUGCCUCGCAUCGCAUGUGUGCUGCGACGGGCGAUUGCAGGUGCGCAAGCCGAGCGCGGUGAGCUUUGAGGCCGCGACCACUCUGAUCAGCACCUGGUGCACUGUGCACGUGGCGUUCGUCCGGUCCCGGCUCGUCGGCUCGCGGCGGCUGCUCGUGCACGCUACGGCCGGCGGCGUUGGCCUGGCGGCUUCGGAGUACGCCGCGUGGCUUCGCCUCCGGCUCUUUGGCACCGCGGGCGCCCCGCGCAAGCACCACCUCCUGCGGUGCUGCGGCGUGCGCUCGACUGCGAGCUCUCGCCAAGCUGCCUCGUGCGGGCAUUCGCUCGCAUCGCAGCUUGGCGGGCGGCGCCUGGACGGCGUGCUCAACAGCCUGUCCGCGGACUUCAUCUCCACCUCCUUCGCGCUCCUUGCGCCGGCCGGCCGGUUCGAAGAGAUCGGGAAGCGCUCCGUGUGGAGCGUUGCGCGAGCCGCCGCCGCCGUGCCGAGCGCCUAUUCCGUCCUCGACAUGGCGCUCGACGUCCCCGCCGACCCUGACUGGUACUCUGCAGAGGUGCUGCAGGUCCUCGCGCGGCGGCUCGAGGCGGUUGUGGUCCACGGCCUCCCGCUCCGCAGCUUCGGCAUCGAGCGCGAGGCACGAGACGCGUUCCGGUUCCUCUCGGGCGGCGCAAACCUCGGCAAGGUGGUGAUCACGAUACCUGUCCGGUUGGGUGCGCCAAGCUCGUUGGCGGUGGCGUUUGCGCCGCUCUGCGAGCUGCUUGAUGCCCACGUGUCGGACGCGGUGCGCGCGCUCGAGGAAUUGCCGCAGGUGACGGACGCCCACGAGGUGCUUGAGAGGGCUGUGAGGCACGACAUCGCCCGCGCCCUGAGCGGUUUGGACCCUUCUGCCAUCCCCAAGUGGCACCACCGGCUGCUACAUGAGUGGUGCGCCGCCAUCGAGCCGCCCACAGAGCCCGCAUCGUACGAAGACGUGCUCGCAGUGUCGCCGCGGCUCUGGCCUGAGGUUGGCGUGACUCAACGAUGUGCCUCCCAGCUCGCCGCCGCCCUCCUCGGCACCGUCGCCUACCAGGAGCUCCUCUUCCCGGGAGGGUCGAUGGAGCUGACGCUGCCCGUGUACGAGGACGCCGUCAACGCUCGCUUCUACAACGAGUGCGUGGUGGCCGCGGUCGACUCCAUCAUUGCCAGCCUGCCAGCCGGCCGCUUCUUGAGCGUCGUCGAGGUUGGCGCCGGCACGGGCGGCACGGCAUCGAGCGUGCUGCCGCGGCUGCGUCGGGUGUGCGAGCAGUACAUGUUCACCGACGUGUCGGAGGUCUUCCUCAACCAGGCGCAGCGGCGCUUUGCCGAGUACGCCGGCUUCAUGCGCUUUGAGCUGCUCAACAUCGACGCCGACUCGCGCCUCCAGGGCUUCGCCUCGGGAUCGUUCGACCUCGCCAUCGCCACCAACGUGCUGCACGCGAACUACGCCUCGUAG